ACUACUUUUUUAUAAGGCAAAAAUAUGUACCUGACAACCGAGUGAUUAUUCCAGGCAUUUUAAUUUAUUUGUAACAUACUUUAAAAGGAAAAAACUGUGUGAUUGUGGUCGAUGUUUUUUUUUUUUUUUUUUCAUUAUUAUUUUAUUAUUAAGAUUUUUUCCUAAAGGGGUGCUUUUUGUACCCAAAUUAAACAUGCUACUCUGCUUCACCCUAUAAGCAUCCUAGGAGCCUGUGCUUGCCAAUCAAUUGGAACAGUGAAACAGAGCCACAGUCUGCGCAGGAGUGGAGACCUUCAGUCUCGCUUUAUUUCUGGAUACCGAGGGACCUCUCUACCAUGUCAUAUCCACAAUUUGGAUAUCCGUACUCGUCUGCUCCACAAUUCCUGAUGACAACCAACUCUCUGAGCACUUGCUGCGAGUCCACGGGUAGAUCCAUAGCCGACUCCGGGGUAGCGGCGUCGGGACAGACACCGGUCUACUGUCCCGUGUAUGAGAGCCGACUGCUGGCCACGGCAAGGCAUGAACUGAGCUCAGCGGCCGCGCUGGGCGUGUACGGCACCCCCUACACGGGCAGUCAGGGCUAUGGAAAUUACGUUACAUACGGCACAGACGCGUCGGCUUUCUACUCGCUGGGUACAUUUGAUACUAAAGAUGCUGCAGCUUCUGCGCAUGCGGGAAUCACCCAGGCAACUGCUUACUACCCUUAUGAUCCUACCUUGGGACAGUAUCAGUACGACAGAUAUGGUUCUAUGGAUGGUGGGACAAGGCGAAAGAAUGCCACCCGUGAGACCACCAGCACCCUGAAGGCCUGGCUGCAAGAGCACAGAAAGAACCCGUACCCAACUAAAGGGGAGAAGAUCAUGUUGGCCAUCAUCACCAAGAUGACCCUGACACAGGUCUCCACCUGGUUUGCGAAUGCUCGGAGGAGGCUGAAGAAAGAGAACAAGAUGACGUGGCCGCCCAGAAACAAGGGCUCAGAGGAGAAGAGAUAUGACGAGGAUGAGGAGGGGUCUCAGGAGGGGCAGAUAAAAAGCGAGAAUACCGAUGAUGAAACCAGAAGUCAAGCUGAUAAGGAACUCCAGUUGAGCGACCUGGAUGAUUUUGACACGCUUGAGUCUGAAAGCUCUGAGUGUGAGUUGAAGCAUCGAUACCACAUGAACACGCACAUGUCGACGACAACCGAUUGCUCCGCCGAGCACCUCGUUAAGAACGCCUCUCUGAAAAUCUCUGUCCCCGUUUCUCUCUGCGGGGAGCAGGACUUAGUUAAAACCUGCCUCAAAACGAACCCGGAGGAGUUCCAGCCGGACAGCAUACAGCAGGCAAAAUCGUGCUACAGUCAGCAGCAACAGCAGCAGGGUCAUCAAUUAUUAGACGGCAAGCCUCGGAUCUGGUCUUUGGCUCAGACCGCAACGUCCCUGAACCAGACUGAAUAUCCGUCCUGCAUGCUGAGGUGCCAGGCGCCUCCUUCCUCGCUCACCCCGUCCCCCGCUGCGACCUCCCCCGUGACCGGCCUGGAGAACCGGCAGGACUCGCCGGUCACCACGCUGAGGAACUGGGUGGACGGGGUGUUCCACGACCCCCUCUUCAGGCAUAGCACUUUGAGCCAGGCUUUGACCAACACCACCGUCUCCUGGACCACGAACACCAAAGGCAGCGUUCUGGAGACGGAGAGGAGCGCGGCGGCCUUGCAGCAGCACCAAGAUCCGCUCAAAGACAGUGCCAUGAGUUUCCCAAAAACAAUGAACAAACUUUUUUGCUCCUAACGUAACCCAACCCAACCACAAAUAAAGACUUCUUUUGGAACUAAGAAACGAGGUGGAUAAGCCUGUUAAGCCUCCACUGUUCCUUUAUGUUUUAUUAUUUUUGCCUGUAUCCAUAAACUGUUACAGACGUAAAACAUCCGGAUCAGAUUGGUUCAUUUAACCCAACGCACGCACAGAAAUAAAUAAAAAAUGUAUAAUUAACAGUUUUCGACUCGGAGAAAAAAGUAGGCUUGCGAGUUUUUUUCAAGAUUUCUUUUACUAUGAGCAUGCAAAUGUAAUUAAUUGAGCAUAAUUUAAGUCUCGGCAAAUUAAAAUCACUAUUAAAAAGAAGAAAAAAAGUCUCGUAUAUGCACUGCUCAUUCUGAGGAAGUGAAUGAGAGCGUUUCAACUUUGUUCACUGAAAAUAAAAGCAGUCGCUUUCUGAAGAA
Molecule: messenger RNA, 2191 nt
Organism: Girardinichthys multiradiatus
Lineage: Eukaryota; Metazoa; Chordata; Actinopteri; Cyprinodontiformes; Goodeidae
Gene: irx4a
Product: iroquois homeobox 4a
Exons: 5
Coding region: 336-1763 (475 amino acids)
Biological process (GO): cell development; neuron differentiation; regulation of transcription by RNA polymerase II
Cellular component (GO): nucleus
Molecular function (GO): RNA polymerase II cis-regulatory region sequence-specific DNA binding; DNA-binding transcription factor activity, RNA polymerase II-specific
Source: RefSeq, a predicted model, not a curated record